AACUAGGAAAUAUAUCAUACCUGCCUUGACUGAAACUCGUCUAAAAAAAAAAAAUGUACUCCAUCAAGUUUUCAUUUUUCAAGAACCUUUUCUUCUUCUUCUUCCGCCUUUUAUUCAGAAACCCAAAGGGUACAACUCUUCACAGAUAUGCAUCUCUGUCAAAAUACCAGAAAUAUAUCUAUAACCCAUCUGAUCUCCUCCGCAGAACCGACCCGUCAACUCAGACUCUGAUGUUUAGUGUGGAAGGAGCUCUUCUUAAAUCAUCUUCUUUGUUUCCUUACUUCAUGCUGGUGGCGUUUGAAGCUGGAGGACUGAUACGGGCUUUUCUGCUCUUUGUUUUGUAUCCUUUGAUCUGUUUGGUUGGAGAGGAAAUGGGGUUGAAGAUAAUGGUUAUGGUGUGCUUCUGCGGGAUUAAGAAGAAGAGUUUCAUAGUGGGAAGGAGUGUUUUGCCAAAGUUCUUGUUGGAGGAUGUUGGGAUGGAGAUGUUUGAGGUGGUGAAGAAAGGAGGGAAGAGAGUGAUUGGUGUAAGUAAAAUGCCUGGGGUUAUGGUUGAGAGUUUUCUGAAAGAUUAUCUGGAGAUUGAUCUGGUUGUGGGAAGAGAGCUUAAGGUCAUCAAUGGCUACUUUGUUGGAAUCAUGGAGGAUAAAAAGGACUUGGUUGCUUUAGACGAGAUUCUUGAAGCAAACAAGGAUGGUCAUGUUGUUGGCAUCUCUUCCUUUGACAAAUCCUUAGACAACCUCCAUUUCUUCUCUCGCUGCAAGGACAUUUACUUGGUGAGAAAAUCAGACAAGAGAAGCUGGCAACACCUACCCAGAGAAAAAUACCCUAACCCACUUAUUUUCCACGACGGAAGACUCGCCGUCAAGCCGACCCCCUCCGCCAUUCUCGCCAUUUUCAUGUGGAUCCCAUUUGGCCUCCCUCUCUCCAUUUUCAGAAUCUUCAUCGGUUUGACUUUCCCAUAUGAUCUCGCCCUCCCCAUCUGCUCUUACUCUGGUCUGCGUCUCACCGUAUCAAAACCCAUCACUCCCCCCGCCUCAAAAAACAACACUAAAGGCCUUCUCUACGUCUGUAACCACAGAACCCUUGUGGACCCUCUUUAUCUCUGCUUUGCAUUAAAGAAAAAUCUAACCGCGGUCACCUACAGUCUCAGUAGAUUAUCCGAGAUCUUGGCUCCAAUCAGGACCGUCCGAUUAACCCGUAACCGGGUUGAUGACGGCAAGAUGAUGGAAAGACUACUCAAUCAAGGGGACCUCGUCGUUUGCCCGGAAGGGACGACAUGCAGAGAACCAUAUCUAUUGAGAUUCAGUCCGUUGUUUGCUGAAAUGGGUGAUGACAUUGUCCCUGUCGCCAUGAACACUGACGUCAGCAUUUUCCAUGGAACUACCGCCAGUGGACUCAAAUGCUUUGACCCUUUCUUCUUCUUCAUGAACCCUAGACCCAUCUACACCGUCCAGUUGCUUGACCGUGUGUCAGGGUCGUCGAAAAGUCAUGAUGACGGACAGUCGAGAUUUGAUGUUGCGAAUUUCGUGCAGAGUGAAAUUGCCAGAGAAUUAGGGUUUGAAUGCACCAAGCUGACAAGGAGAGAUAAAUACCUGGUUUUAGCAGGGAACAAUGGAGUAACAUCUAAUGCCAGUCACAAGCAACAAUAAUAAUGAUUCUCCAUUGAAGUGUCGUGAAAGAUUUCAUGAUCAUCAUCAACAGCUAGCUUGAAUAUUAGUUAACUAAACUUGUUUAUAAUAUAUAUAAUUAUAUAUAUAUAUAGAUGGUUUCCAUGAAUGUUAAUAUGCGUGGGUUUUCAAGUUUUUGCUGGGUUAGCUAAGAUUUGUCUCUAAAUUUGUUCAUUAUUUUUUUUUUGGUACGCUAAAUUUAUUGUUUGCGUGAAUAUUUUGUUGAGUGAUUAGAGGUUGUUCAAGAAACUUAGAGAAGAUGAUUACUGUUAAUCCUUCUUAAUUUGUAUAAUUCCAGUUUCUCUCUUCUUCCCUAAUUAUGGGAUUGUGAGGGUGAUUAUUUAUUAAUUGUAAUUAAUACGAUCGCUAAAUGUAUAUAUAA
Molecule: messenger RNA, 2049 nt
Organism: Carica papaya (papaya)
Lineage: Eukaryota; Viridiplantae; Streptophyta; Magnoliopsida; Brassicales; Caricaceae
Gene: GPAT3
Product: glycerol-3-phosphate acyltransferase 3
Biological process (GO): cutin biosynthetic process
Cellular component (GO): membrane
Molecular function (GO): glycerol-3-phosphate 2-O-acyltransferase activity; phosphatase activity
Source: RefSeq, a predicted model, not a curated record